Messenger RNA from Setaria italica (foxtail millet), 1586 nucleotides. Its product is annotated as probable choline kinase 2. The transcript has 7 exons. The record is from RefSeq and is a predicted model, not a curated record. Bases 139 to 1233 code for a protein of 364 amino acids. NCBI's taxonomy places the organism in Eukaryota, Viridiplantae, Streptophyta, Magnoliopsida, Poales, Poaceae. Gene Ontology annotation, cellular component: cytoplasm. Gene Ontology annotation, molecular function: choline kinase activity; ethanolamine kinase activity. Gene Ontology annotation, biological process: phosphatidylcholine biosynthetic process; phosphatidylethanolamine biosynthetic process.
AAACGAAACCAAGCAGCAACCGAAAGGCGCGCGCACGCACGGCUCGCGCUCCAACGCCCGCCCCGGACCAGAUCCCUCCCAUUUCAGGAAAACCAAAGAUUCCGCCGCCCAACCCUGAGCCGCUCCGCUGAUUCGAGGAUGGCGCCAAAGGAGAGCCAGCAGAGCCCAGCCGAGGCGGCGGCGCCGGGACCGGGACCCGCGCCGGCUGCCCGGAGCAUCCCGGAGGAGGCGCGGCGGCUGCUGCGCGAGCUGGCGGCGGCGUGGGAAGACGUCGCCGGCUGCGGGCUGGAGCCGGAGGUGGUGCCGCUCAAGGGCGCCAUGACCAACGAGGUGUACCAGGCGCGGUGGCCCGCCGGCGGCGGGGGCGGGGAGAGGGAGGAGCGGAAGGUGCUGGUGCGGGUGUACGGGGAGGGCGUGGAGCACUUCUUCGACAGGGAGGACGAGGUGCGCACGUUCGAGUGCAUGUCGCGGCACGGGCACGGGCCGCGCCUCCUCGGCCGCUUCAGCAACGGCCGCGUCGAGGAGUUCAUCCACGCCAGGACACUUUCAGCUGCUGACCUACGUGAUCCGGAGAUUUCAGCUAUCAUAGCCUCCAAAUUGAGGGAAUUUCACAACCUUGACAUGCCUGGUCCAAAAUCUGUGCUCAUUUGGGAAAGAUUAAGGAACUGGCUCAAAACUGCCAAGAGCUUGUGCUCCCCUGAUGAAGCCAAAGAGUUCUGCUUGGAUAGCAUGGAUGAGGAGAUCGCUGCAUUGGAGAAUGAAUUUUCAGGGGAAGGUGAGUGCAUAGGAUUUUGCCACAACGAUCUCCAGUAUGGAAAUAUCAUGAUUGAUGAAGAGACCAAAUUGCUGACCAUCAUUGACUAUGAGUAUGCAAGUUUUAACCCAGUUGCCUAUGACAUCACAAACCAUUUUUGUGAGAUGGCCGCAGACUACCAUUCAGAAAAGCCGCAUAUAUUGGACUACACUAAAUAUCCAGAUACCAAUGAGCAGAAGCAAUUUGUGCAGACAUACCUGAGCUCAUCGGGUGAUAAAUCUGACGCAGAGGAGGUGGAAAAUCUGAUCAAAAGCAUUGAGAAGUACACCCUUGCCAGCCAUCUAGUUUGGGGCCUCUGGGGAAUAAUUUCGGACCAUGUCAACGAUAUCGAUUUCGACUACAAGGAAUACGCGAGGCAAAGGUUUGAGCAGUACUGGCUGAAGAAGCCAACGAUCCUAACUUCUCAGGCUGCUGAAUAGAUCCCGGGCAUCAGGUUUUGCACCGAUGGGCUCUGCUGCACAUAGCUUGUCCAGUGUUGUCAACGCAUUUAGACUUGAGGUUGUCCCUGGGACACAGGGUUGUGAAGAAAGGCUGAACCCAGAGGCCAGAUCAGGCAUUCAGGGCUUUUCUUCGUUUGGUAGUUCGGUUGUUCAUAGUGUAAUGUGACAUGUGUCAGCCUUGAUUGCUCUUUGUAUGAUACUAAGAUGGUAUGAUCACUUUAUGUAUGUGCUCGAUUGGUUAGUGGCUAGCUUAGUGCUGCAUUUAUGUCUUCAGUGUAUGGAAAAUAUGUGCAUGGGUUCUCAGAUAAAGAGUUUCUGAUGCAGUUUCUGCA